Molecule: messenger RNA, 1782 nt
Organism: Seminavis robusta
Lineage: Eukaryota; Bacillariophyta; Bacillariophyceae; Naviculales; Naviculaceae
Source: the annotation of a GenBank genome assembly
CCUCGCCUCACACCUCACAUGCCUCGUGCUUCAUCAUUCAUCAUCAAUCAUCAUCAUUCCAGCUGUUUGCUUUUCUUGGCUGUCCCAAGGUGUCCGAUAUCGUUAUCUAUCUGCUCUCAUUUUCUUGGUGUAGUCGUUGACAAUGGCAAAGAAUCCUCGCAAGAAUUCUCGAAAGUCAAAAGGAAAGGACUCUACUAGUAGUGCUUUCUAUAGCAAUCUGUGGUGGUGGCUGCGUGUGUGCUUGGCGGCGGUCGUCUCCAAACUCGUCGCGGAUUACUAUGUGCAGAGAUCCCAACCUACCCUGAAUCGCCAGUUUCAAUCCUUCCAUUCCGACGUCUACGUGAUUGACGACUUUCUCCCCACCGAAGUGGCAUUGGAUUGGAGACGCCGCAUGCUGGAAGCCUGGGAAAAUACCCAAGAACUCUUGAAGGACUGUGAGGGUGGCGAUUCUUGUCCCAAUACAAACAACGAGAACAGUAACAACCGAACCUUUCACUUUGCCACCAACAAUGACGGCUUCCAGCAAGGCGACGGACGGGUUCCCAACAAUGCCAAGGUUCGUUCGUUGGAACAACUCCCCCAACGAAACCACACCGCCCAUCAAAUGCGACAACGACACAUGUUUGCCUAUGCCAAAUGGGAAUUGCCUCCUGCUCAUGUGCUGGUACAAGAAAUGGAAGACUACAUGCGAUCCAAUACGACACGACAAACGGUAGCACGAUUGUUGGCCGACAAACAUCCCCAAUUGGAUCUGCAACCCCAAUUGGCGGAUUUGUUCGUCACCUAUUACAAUCAGGGAGAUUUUCUCACGACGCACAAUGACAAUGUCUGUGGCACGUGGGCCUUUGUCGUGUCGCUGACACAAGAACCCGACGAAGGACCAUCCUGGAACAACGAUAUGGGUGGAACCUUGCGCUUUCAAUGUCCCCAUACUACUCGUAGUAGAUAUCAUCAUCCCAGUUCCCCCAACUAUUGGUGCGAAUCCUUGGUCCCCAAAUUCAAUACGGCCCUGUUGUUCAAUACGCGAUUGCCGGGGGGUGUCAUGGGACCCAAUCAUGAAGUCCUUCCCGUGCACGUCCCACCGUCCAGUGGCUACUUUCGAUUCGGUUUGACGGGAUGGUACAUGGAUGCGCAGGAUGUCAUGGACGAAACUGCCAAGGCGGAAUUGAACAAGAUGAGAAGUCGGGAUUGAUAAAUAGGAAAACGUGGGGAAAGAUCAAGGAAUCAGGCGGAGAAAGGUGAUACAUGAAGGAUGUUCUACUUUUUCUAGAUACCUGAACCGCAAAACGUUUAAUGCGUGUUUCCAAAAUCUCAAUGCAGCAGUGAUUGCCUUGGCAAAGAGAGAUGGGACCAGCAAUCUCCGUGGCCCGCUACGGACACCAUCGACUCGGAACUGGCUGCAGUCUACAGUAUGUCAUGGAAUGAAGAAGAAGAAACGCUAUCAGUACUUCAAAACCUUCCAGGACGUCAGCUCUCUUCUUCCCGCGAGUCCGGUCUGCCAUCACAACAAUAUUAUGAUCUGUGGUGAUGCCCCGUCCUGGUGACUGUACUUUUGCGGGGAUAGCAAUGGCUGGCCAGCCAGCAGCAAUGGUUACUUUACAAAUACUACAUGUAGAAUGCACCAAUUUCCAAGACGCGCUGCAAGAUUCACUGUCUCCCCGUACUCGAAAAUCAAGGGCUCCACUUGUCGAGCUACUACAUGUACACCGAGAUGUUGUUGUUGUGUCGCUGCGUCAUUCCAUCAAGCUAGCUUUACUUUCUUCUUACUCCACCUCUUUCUUU